GAAGUGAGGUAGCAUUCGGUUACGCAUCCAGUCGUCGCCCUCGCGCAAGGUUACAGGUGUAUUAACGUCAGGAGAGAAGGAAAAAAAAAACAAGGAAGUGACGUAGGCGCUCACGAGACUCGGAAUCAGAUUAAACCGUCGGAUAACCGUCAAAAAUACGAGCUGCUUUUUUCAGACGACGGGAGAAGAGGAGGAGGAGGUGGAGGAGAAGGAAUUAACCGGUAUGAGCACGUUUUGUGUCUGUGGACCUCGUUUUAAUCCUUCUGCCUCUCGGUUUGAUGUUGUUCUUGUCCAGGUUUUGCAUCCAAACACCGGGAGACGUGGAGCUGUGACGUUUUACACGUUUUUUUUCUCCUUUCUAAACGACACGUAUGGACGUUUUAGACGUUUUUAUCACGAUAAGAUUGGCGUGUUUGCUCGUUGAUGUGAAUUUCCUCGGAUGCGAGUGUCAGGUGAAGUGGAAAAGCGAGGAAAGGGCAGGGAGUGAAGAAGAAGGGCUUGGAUUCGGAGAUUUUCGUCAGACGUGGCAGAAAGACAUGCUCACCAGCCUCACCACAGGUCUCCUGAUCUCAAGCCAAUCCUUCCAUUAUUAAAGUCUCUUUGCCUACCCUCAUUUUUGUCAGGCAGCUGCCCAUGCACAUGCACGGCACCAUGGGUAGCUCCCCAGAGGUGCUGUCCUGGACCUCUUGCCCUAGCCUGCUGGUGGGAAAGCUCAAAGAAGAGCUCAAGCUCACCGUGGUGGGAGACGCUCUGAAGAAAGCCAAUACCAACACCUCCCCUUCUCCCCAAGCCCCACCACUAGCUCCUCCUCCACAGAUCAUCACCGACCUGGCACCACCUACCAGCCUCCCCAUGCCCCUGCAGCCAGGCCGAGAAGAUGACUUGGGUGUGAGCGCCAGCAGCCCACCCUGCACGGCGCUCAGCGAGGACUCGAGCCGAGAGCAGGGCCACUUCGAGAACAGCGUGCUGCAGCUGCAGGAGCAUGAAGAGGAACACAACACUGAGCACAAGGAGCACGGGUCCUGCGGGGAAGAGGGCAACGAGGACGGAGGCUGUAACAUGGACCACGCCGACCAACAUCAUCAUGACGAUAUCAAACUUCACUUCCACCGAGCCAACACGGGGGGAAGCGGCUUCCUGGAAGGCUUGUUCGGUUGCUUAAAGCCUGUUUGGAAUAUCAUAGGGAAGACCUACUCGACCGAUUACAAGCUUCAGCAGCAAGAUAUGUGGGAGGUUCCAUUCGAGGAGAUUUCCGAGCUACAGUGGUUGGGAAGUGGAGCUCAGGGCGCCGUCUUCCUGGGAAAGUUCCACUCUGAAGAAGUGGCCAUCAAGAAGGUCCGAGAGCAGAAAGAGACGGAUAUCAAACACCUCCGCAAACUGAAACACCCCAACAUCAUCGGUUUCAAGGGUGUGUGCACACAGGCUCCAUGUUACUGCAUUAUCAUGGAGUACUGUGCUCAGGGGCAGCUGUAUGAGGUACUCCGGGCAGGGAGGAAGGUAACUCCCCGUCUCUUAGUGGACUGGGCGUCAGGCAUCGCCAGCGGCAUGAACUACCUUCACCUCCACAAGAUCAUCCACAGAGACCUCAAAUCACCAAAUGUGUUAGUCACUCAUAACGAUGCUGUGAAGAUCUCCGACUUUGGGACAUCCAAAGAGCUGAGUGAUAAGAGCACUAAGAUGUCAUUUGCCGGCACGGUGGCCUGGAUGGCUCCAGAGGUGAUCCGUAACGAACCUGUGUCUGAGAAAGUGGACAUCUGGUCAUUUGGUGUGGUCUUAUGGGAGCUCCUGACUGGAGAGAUCCCCUAUAAAGAUGUGGAUUCCUCUGCUAUAAUUUGGGGAGUAGGGAGUAACAGUCUGCACCUUCCCGUGCCCUCCACCUGCCCUGACGGCUUCAAAAUCCUCAUGAAACAGACAUGGCAGGGAAAGCCCAGAAACCGACCAUCCUUCAGACAGAUCCUACUGCACCUGGACAUCGCCUCUGCAGACGUGCUGGGAGCCCCGCAGGAGACGUACUUUAAAUCUCAGGCUGAGUGGAGAGAGGAAGUGAAGAAGCAUUUUGAAAAGAUAAAAAGCGAAGGAACGUGUAUCCACCGCUUGGACGAAGAACUGAUACGGCGCAGAAGAGAUGAACUCAGGCAUGCACUGGACAUUCGAGAGCAUUACGAGAGGAAGCUAGAAAGGGCUAAUAACCUGUACAUGGAGCUGAGUGCGAUCAUGCUACAGCUGGAAGUGCGAGAGAAAGAGCUGAUGAACAGAAGGGAACAAGCUGUAGAGAAAAAAUACCCCGGCCAGUACAAACGCCACAUAGUGCGACCCAUCGUCCGACCCAACGCUGUCGAGAAGCUCAUCAGAAAGAAAGGCAGCGUGAACCACAAACCUGGCACACAGACUCCCAAGAGGCCUGAUCUGUUGCGGUCUGAUGGAAUCUCCAGUGUGGAGGCUUUCCCAGUGUCCUCUCCUCUCUCAGGCAGCCCAAGGGUUUCCACUCCUCCUGGGAAAGCUCGCUACCGCAGCAAACCACGCCACCGCCGCACCAACAGCAAGGGCAGCCACAACGAGUUUCCCGGGGUCCUGAAACCUAAUGUCAACAUGACUGAGGAACAGCAGCCACUGCAGCCUCAGCAGUACCAUCAUAAUAAUCAUCAUCAUCUUCACCAUCACCAUCCUCAUCAGCUACCACCUGAGAGCCCCCUGCUCCCUCUGCAGAUGCGAGACAACGCAACAGCUACAUGUGCCAGCGAGCUGCGCUACUUUGGCCCUGCCGCAGCACUACGCAGCCCUCACACCGAGCACCUUCAGCGCUCCAGCCCCGACCUCAUCAACAACACUUUAGAAGCCGAUGCACGGCAGCAUGCAGCUACUGGGCCAGCUGCUCUCUGCCCUUGCUGCCAGGGUCACCCACUUCCCGGGUGUUUGAGGUGCCAGGACAUGUUGCCUGAUUCCUCUCUGGUCAAUACACGUGAGGGCCAAGAUGGAGGAGGUAUGGAGGGACAGCAGCAGCCCAAGCAAGGCGACUCUCAACAGAACAGCCUCCCACGCCCCCUCAGAACCCUCAGCAAGGCUGGGGAUGACUCAUCUGAGGAAGAGGAGGGAGAGGUUGACAGUGAAGUAGAGUUUCCACGGAGACAGAGGCCUCACCGGUGCAUGAGCAGCUUUCAGUCAUACUCGACAUUCAGCUCGGAGAAUCUGUCCGUGUCGGAUGGGGAGGAGGGAAACACAAGCGAGCACUCGCACAGCGGACCUCUAGAGGCACUGAGCGCCAGUCAGGAGGAGCAUCUGGACGAGCUGCUUUCACACACACCAGAGAUCCCCAUCGACAUCUCCAUGCAGUCUGACGGCCUCUCGGAUAAAGAAUGUGCUGUGCGCCGGGUCAAGACUCAGAUCUCCCUGGGCAAGCUGUGUGCCGAUGAGCAUAGUUAUGAGAAUCCGCUGCACUUUGGCGAUUCUGACUGCGACUCUUCAGAGGCCGAGUGCUCCGACGCCACCAUCAGGAACAAGCAUCCGUGUGCUCCUUCUUCCUGGUGAGCUCCUCCCUCAGGUCCCACCAUCUAGGAGGAGAGCCACAGCAAUGUGGGCCUGUUGGGGCCUGUUGUAAAAGACCACGUCCCUUUGCUCAUCCAGUCCCCCGCCCUCUAUCUCAAGCCCCACCCAUCCGAGUAAGCUCAGGCAACUCUGGACUGACAAUGUAGCUGGUGUAACAUUCAUAAUUUAUUUUUCUGCAUUCAAGGCGAAAACAAAAAUAAUAGAAAUCAGGACAUCUUUUAAAUCCUAGCCUAGAACAAAAUGACAAGAACGAACGAGCGUAUCGGGUUGGAAUGGAACAAAAGGUGCAAACUUGCAACCAGAAACAUGGCGAUCAAGGAUUGUGUGUGUGAGUGGGAUAGAUUUUUGGUGGUGGAGAGUAUAGUAAAGACCACUUUUGAAUAAAGAUCACUCUGAUUAAACACGGGACCCUUUAACAUCAACGCAAGCAGCCAGAUCUGCCCUUUUUGGCUAAGAAGCUGAGACACGCUAGCUACCUGGUAAAGCUUGAGUUUCUAAUAAACAAUGCCCUCGGAUGUCAGGGUCACUUUGGUUUGAGCACCAGCAUGAACAGCACCUGUCGGUCCUCUCUGGGUCUUUUUAUUUAUUUAUUCUUUUUUUUUUUUUUUUUUUCUUUUCCAUCUCUCAUCUCUAACACCACAGACCCAUGUGGAGUCUCAGCAUGCCAGUUGGAGAACCAAUCAGACUUUGCUGCUGCGCUUGUCAGACACACCUUUUCAAAAUGACGCACAAAAGAAUCUGUGUCAGAAAUCCCUGGAAUCAGUGUUGAAGCUGGCGGAAAGCAGUCCAGCUUUUCCCUCUCACCUCAGGCCAGAACUUGUGAAGGAUUAUAAGACUGGAAGAUGACGAGAGCACAUUCCUUUCCAUGUGUGGCUCCAUGUCGAGACCCAAGUUUCUCCUGAAGUUUCCCUGUACUUCAGUUCUUUAAUCUCGUAUCAGUUUUUUCCAUUCGAGGUUGUUUGUAUAUUUAACGAUUUAGUUGAUUUGAAGAUGCAGCAACCCCUUAAAUCCCUCAGGACUUGCCGUAAUUUGUUCCGUUUUUGUUUGUACUUGAAGUGAGACUGAAUGUCUAGUGUGAGGCACGCACCUUUUGGACACGCUCUAAAGGUUCAGCAAUAACGCAGGUUCUGCUCAGGCUUAAGAGAAUCUAGCUCAGGAGGACUGUCUAGCUGGCUGGACAGACGCACUGGCAGGUUGUAGUGACGGCAGGUAGUUCUAGGAAAAGUCACAUUUAAAAAAAAUAAUAAUAAGCGUCUAUUUUUUGAGACUUUUUGUGUUGCUCUAAAUCACCACCUGCGUUUUGAUGAUUUGAUGCUCAGGUUAAGUUUGACGCACAGUGCAGCUCUUUUCUUCAGCAUACUAGCAGUGGUACUCCACUAGAGGGAGACAGAUCUGUGUGUUGUGUUGCUGUGUUAGAAACCCAAGCAACAUUCCUUUUCUAUUCGUCUCAAUGCUAGGAGUAGGUUUUAUCGGGAUUAAAGCGGUUAAUCCUACUGAUGUAAUCUGUAUUUUACGUUCACAAAAACGAGGGAUGCUGCAUCUUUUAUCAUUGAUAAUACACUGUAUUCAUUACCCUUGUGUGUGUUUUGGUGUGAGUGUGUAUGCUUGUGUAGUAGUUUAGACAAGACGGCCAGUUCAAUUUAAAAAACGGUCAGGUUUAGACACAUACGAGAGAGAGACGGCUUCUAUUUUAUUUUAUUUUAUUUUUUUAUUUUAUUUUAUCGAUUUGACAGGGUUCGCUUGUAUGUCGAAGUCUUGCACCCAAAUGCAUUCGCAGCAAAUGAACAAAGAAAGAAUUUCAUCACCCAAGCCUGUUUACUUAAGCCUGUUUGACACAAAUCUUAUUUCUAGUGUAUUCCAUCGACCAGCACGAUUCAGAUUGGGUGUGUGUGUGUGGGGAGGGGGGGGAUGCUUUCUGUCUGAAUGAGAAGGCUUGUUAGUCUUUGUCUUUUAACCAGUGAUCUAGGACAACUUCUGGACACGCACCAACCUCAUUUUUCCUUGUUUACGUCUUUUAAGAAACUUCUGUGAUUUUAUUCCACAGAAAUCAGACAGGUAUUGAGAGUAAAAUACAAUAAUGUCUUUCCAUCUGCAGCACUAUAAUGUUUUCUGUAUAGCUGGGAUUAUUUGUUGUGUUAAUUUAAUUUCCCUACCUUUUCUUUUUGUAGCUGGCCUACACGGUCUUUGGAUUAAUUUAUUUUGGACUACUAGCUUAGAAUCAUGUUAGUUUUCCUAAUCUUAACUAUUUUUUGUCUUGUAUAAUUAUUCAUUUGUGAAGUAUUUCUGGGAAGAGAGCGUUCAGUCUUUUUCUGAAAGAACAUCUUUUGAAGACCCUGAAAUCAUGUUUCAGUAUUUUUUGGAAUCUGGUUAUACAAGUAAUAAAAUCCUUCUCACAGAGAGAUCAUGAAAUCAUUAGCACUUAGUUCUUACUGUACCUUAGAACGAGGAAAAGCUUCUUGUUAAGACAUUUAAUCUUUAUUAUCCAGUGGUAUUUGUUAGAUUAUAGAAUGAAGUUUACACAGAGGUGCACGGAGUCCCGGGAUGGGUCCUAUUUAAUUAGCACAUGUAAUUCGAGUUACUGGGGAACAGUUUAAUAGUUUAACAGUUUAACACAAAGGUUCUCUUAUAUCACAUGCAAGCAGAGGUUUGGGAAAGCUAACAAAAAACCGAGUUCUCUUUAGCGUGUUAUUUGUCGUGCUGUCUGUAUUUCAUGAUCUGAUGGAUAAAGGCUGGAUGCUCUCAGUAUUUAAAUCAGGUUGAAACUGUACUAUUAAGUCAAAAUUUUCUCUGCAAACUCGACAAACAUCUCGCUGUAUCGCUCUGUAUUUCUCCGCUUUUCUCUGUUUGUCGGUGCAUCCGUCUUUAUUCCUUCCCACGUUCUUUCUCAUUCCGUUUUCAAACAGUGCAUAAACAGUUAUUUUGUUAUAAACUAUUUUUGUGCAGAACGUGUUAAAACUCUGAGCUAUUUUUCUUCUCCUUCAGUAUGUUUCUUACUCAUGUCCCACCUCCCCUUUCCCUUUGCUUGAAUGGCGUUCUGAUCAACCAACCCUGACGGUUUCCUGUAUUAGCCUGUGUACAGUGCAGUGGGAUCAGGAAGGAAUAAAAUCAAAAGCAAACAACUGCAUGGAAUAAAACGCUGAUGUACUGUA
Tachysurus fulvidraco (yellow catfish) is the source of this 6692-nucleotide messenger RNA. RefSeq names its product mitogen-activated protein kinase kinase kinase 13 (gene map3k13). Gene Ontology annotation, molecular function: ATP binding; JUN kinase kinase kinase activity. The transcript has 15 exons. NCBI's taxonomy places the organism in Eukaryota, Metazoa, Chordata, Actinopteri, Siluriformes, Bagridae. Bases 634 to 3525 code for a protein of 963 amino acids. Gene Ontology annotation, biological process: protein autophosphorylation; JNK cascade. The record is from RefSeq and is a predicted model, not a curated record.